AUGCAAACAUCAUAUAAAACGCAUGAUAAUUAUCAAGAAGACAUUGAAUAUAAACAUCAUAAACCAGUAAAAUAUAGUCGAAGUCAUGAUACUAAUGAUCAAAGACAAUACUUACAAUACCAAUCAUCUUAUAAUAAUAAUCGUUCAAUGGCUUCCACUUUUAGGCAUUCUAUACGUCAUUUAACAUCGUGUGCUUCAGCAAGACGAAAACCCGGUCGUAAUUCAAGUUCGAAUAAACAAAAUUCAUCAACAGUUGAAACAAAUGUUACACAUGAAGAUGAAUAUCGACAUUCAACUAAAACAUCUUUAUUACCUAAAAAAUCUUCAUCAUCACAGAAAGAAUAUAAUCGUCUUGCUGGAGCUACAACACAAUCGACUAAUCAAGAUAUUCCACCCGCUUUACCACCACGUAAACCAUUGGAUAAAAAGCACAGUGUUCAAAUGCCAUCAACAACACGAAAUCCAUCUGUAGGCGAUAAUACAUCAUCGCAAAUAUCAUCUAGUACAGCCGAUGACAUAUCAUCAUCACCAUCAUUGGCUCCUCCUCGUGUUUUACCUAAUAAAGAGAUUAGUACAAGUUUAGUUAAUUUAAUGGGUACUGCAUCAGAUGCAAUCAGUAUCAAUGAUACAACACAACCAAUAACACAAGAAACUCAACAACGUAAACAUAGUGUUGUCGACUUUAUUCAGCGUUUAUCUACAGCACCCGCUACUACAGUCGAUCGAUUGGGAUUAUUUGAAUCAUUAUCUAAUGUCGGUACAACUGGUACAAUUGAAUCACCAUCAUCACAGCGAACAGUUUUUAUUGGUAAUCAUACACCUAUAACAUAUAUUAAACCAACAAAUGAAUAUGCAUGGUGUUUUGAAAGUUCAACUACUAUACAUGGAAAUAGUGGAACAAGUAUUGAUGAAUGUUUACCUCAACUUGAAAUUGAUGAUAAACCAUUGAUAUAUCGUCAACAAUUUCAAGCAAAAGAACAUUUUAAUUGGUAUGGUAUCAGUGAAAGUCAAGGACCUGUUAUUAUUUCAUAUAAACAUUCUAUUGAUCAAAAUAAACAAAGAUCUAUAAUGUCGAUUGUUAGAAUACGUCAACGAACAUCUAUUGAAACUCUAUUGGACAUACAUCCAUCAUGUACUCCUUCUGAUAUAUUACGUCGAAUAUGUGAACAAUGUGCUAUUGCAGAUGUUGAAUAUUUUGAUCCGGUGCUGUGUGAUGGCGCACAUGAUUUAUUAUUAAAAUAUGAUGAAUCUCUUGUAUCUAAUCAACAUAAAUAUGGUAUAAUAUAUCAACGUGAAAAUCAAUUAACUGAAGAAGAUAUAUUUAGUAAUGAAACACAUAGUAUUGCUAUGGAUAAAUUUCUUGAUUUAAUUGGUACACGUGUUAAACUAAAAGAUUUUCGAGGAUUUCGUGGUGGUCUUGAUGUUAAAUCAGAUCAAACAGGAACUGAAUCAGUAUAUGAACAGUUUCGUAAUCAUGAAAUAAUGUUUCAUGUUAGUACAUUAUUACCACAUUCAAAAAGUGAACGACAACAACUUGAACGUAAACGUCAUAUUGGUAAUGAUAUUGUUGCAAUUGUUUUUCAAGAAACAGAAACAAAAUUUAAUCCUGAAUGUAUAGUAUCACAAUUUUUACAUGUUUAUCUUGUUAUAACACCAUUAAAUAAUGAUGGUACACAAUUUAAAGUAUCUGUUAUUCAUCGUGAUAGUGUACCAUCAUUUGGACCAAAUUUUAAUCAUUCAACAAUAUUUCAUUGUGAUCAUAUAUUUAAACAAUGGUUAUUAACAAAAUUAAUUAAUGCUGAAAUGGCAUCAUGUCGUGCAAGUACAUUUCAAAAAUAUCAAGAACGUACAAAAAUGAAUUUAUUUGAAAAUUUAUAUCGUACAUUACAUGAUAAUAAUCGUCCAUUAAUGAAUUUUAUUUUAUAUAAUAGUCAAUAUAAACAUGAAUGUGAUAUUGAACAACAACAACAACAACAACAAAAAGAAGAAAUACAAAAUAAUUCUUCUAUUAAAUCACCUGAUCGUCAUGCUGAUAGUUCAUUACUUGGUUCUGUACGACGUCGUUUUAUUGCACCAAAAUUACGUAUACAAAAUUCGACAACUACUGAUAAUGGAAAAUCAUCACCAGCACCAACAACUAAUAUACUAUCACCAUCAUCAAAUAAUACAAAUGAUUCAAGAUCUAAAGUACGUUCAAUGACAAUGGAUUUACGACGAAGUGUAUCACGUGAAUCAAUUACAACAAAUGGAAAUAAUACGACUAAAAUGACUUCGUUCUUUUCAUCAUCAAAAACUAAUAGUCCUCGACUUGAUAAACAAACAGCAAAUCGUUCUUCAUUAGAUCAUGAAAAUAUUGAUUCAGCAUCAAAUUUACGUUCCAAUACAAAAUUUUUAUCACCUGCAACAUGUCCAUCAUCACCAUGGACACCAACAUCAACUAAUGGUUAUCCAACAUCACCAUCAAAUGAAUGGAAUCAUAAUGGUGAUACUUAUUCACAUGCAACAUCUAUAUUGAAUACAACAUUUAAUUUUAAUAAUAAAUUACCAUCAGAUGAUAUAGAUAAUGAUAUUCAUAUGUCAUUUUUACCUGAUGAUCUUCAAGCAACUUCAAAAGAUGAUUUAAUUAAAUUUGUUAUUGCAUUACAACAACAACAUUCAUUAAGAAUAGCUCAAAUGGAUCAAAUUCAUUCGAAUGCAUUAAAACAACUUGAAACGCAAUUAUUGCAACAAAAAAAUAUCAUUCAUCGAGAUAAUUCAUAA
Messenger RNA from Rotaria sordida, 2760 nucleotides. NCBI's taxonomy places the organism in Eukaryota, Metazoa, Rotifera, Eurotatoria, Philodinida, Philodinidae. The record is from the annotation of a GenBank genome assembly.